Messenger RNA from Anopheles bellator, 363 nucleotides. RefSeq names its product small nuclear ribonucleoprotein F (gene SmF). The record is from RefSeq and is a predicted model, not a curated record. NCBI's taxonomy places the organism in Eukaryota, Metazoa, Arthropoda, Insecta, Diptera, Culicidae. Bases 59 to 325 code for a protein of 88 amino acids. The transcript has a single exon. Gene Ontology annotation, cellular component: catalytic step 2 spliceosome; U1 snRNP. Gene Ontology annotation, molecular function: RNA binding. Gene Ontology annotation, biological process: mRNA splicing, via spliceosome; spliceosomal snRNP assembly.
CAUUUGGAAAGAUUUGUGUUCGCUUGGAAACUAAGGCACUACAACAACCCGCUUCACGAUGGCGACCGCUAUGCCAAUCAACCCAAAACCGUUCCUCAACGGUUUAACGGGCAAACCGGUGAUGAUAAAGCUAAAGUGGGGCCACGAAUACAAGGGCUUCCUGGUGUCGGUCGACGGCUACAUGAACAUGCAGCUGGCCAACACGGAAGAGUUCGUCGACGGACAGAACACGGGCCAUCUCGGAGAGGUCCUUAUCCGGUGUAACAACGUGUUGUACAUACGCGGUAUCGACGACGAAGACGAGGAGGGUGAAAUGAGGGACUAAUAGUGUGUAGAAAUAAACUUCAUUUCAACCUCAAGCUG